AUGUUGGUAGGAUUUCUCCUAGUUUGUGCAACAGUGCUGGCAAAGGACAGUGGGAAGACCGCGCAGUGUGACGGAGACAAUGGCUACACGCUCCAGGGCGACGCGUGCACCAAGGCGGCUCCUGACAACGCGUGCCAGACCCUGGGAACCGCCGGGUGUGCCACGUGCGACUCGGGUAGCGGCGGGGAAACCUGUCUUACAUGCAAGAAGGACGCGCAAUACGUCGCGGCCAACAAGAAGAGCUGCAAGGAUGCCUGCGACACGAGCGGAGGAGAGGUAAUAGACCAGGCUGCCAGCCCGGCGAAGGUCUGCAAGUGUGACGGAGACAAUGGCUACACGCUCCAGGGCGACGCGUGCACCAAGGCGGCUCCUGACAACGCGUGCCAGACCCUGGGAACCGCCGGGUGUGCCACGUGCGACUCGGGUAGCGGCGGGGAAACCUGUCUUACAUGCAAGAAGGACGCGCAAUACGUCGCGGCCAACAAGAAGAGCUGCAAGGAUGCCUGCGACACGAGCGGAGGAGAGGUAAUAGACCAGGCUGCCAGCCCGGCGAAGGUCUGCAAGUGUGACGGAGACAAUGGCUACACGCUCCAGGGCGACGCGUGCACCAAGGCGGCUCCUGACAACGCGUGCCAGACCCUGGGAACCGCCGGGUGUGCCACGUGCGACUCGGGUAGCGGCGGGGAAACCUGUCUUACAUGCAAGAAGGACGCGCAAUACGUCGCGGCCAACAAGAAGAGCUGCAAGGAUGCCUGCGACACGAGCGGAGGAGAGGUAAUAGACCAGGCUGCCAGCCCGGCGAAGGUCUGCAAGUGUGACGGAGACAAUGGCUACACGCUCCAGGGCGACGCGUGCACCAAGGCGGCUCCUGACAACGCGUGCCAGACCCUGGGAACCGCCGGGUGUGCCACGUGCGACUCGGGUAGCGGCGGGGAAACCUGUCUUACAUGCAAGAAGGACGCGCAAUACGUCGCGGCCAACAAGAAGAGCUGCAAGGAUGCCUGCGACACGAGCGGAGGAGAGGUAAUAGACCAGGCUGCCAGCCCGGCGAAGGUCUGCAAGUGUGACGGAGACAAUGGCUACACGCUCCAGGGCGACGCGUGCACCAAGGCGGCUCCUGACAACGCGUGCCAGACCCUGGGAACCGCCGGGUGUGCCACGUGCGACUCGGGUAGCGGCGGGGAAACCUGUCUUACAUGCAAGAAGGACGCGCAAUACGUCGCGGCCAACAAGAAGAGCUGCAAGGAUGCCUGCGACACGAGCGGAGGAGAGGUAAUAGACCAGGCUGCCAGCCCGGCGAAGGUCUGCAAGUGUGACGGAGACAAUGGCUACACGCUCCAGGGCGACGCGUGCACCAAGGCGGCUCCUGACAACGCGUGCCAGACCCUGGGAACCGCCGGGUGUGCCACGUGCGACUCGGGUAGCGGCGGGGAAACCUGUCUUACAUGCAAGAAGGACGCGCAAUACGUCGCGGCCAACAAGAAGAGCUGCAAGGAUGCCUGCGACACGAGCGGAGGAGAGGUAAUAGACCAGGCUGCCAGCCCGGCGAAGGUCUGCAAGUGUGACGGAGACAAUGGCUACACGCUCCAGGGCGACGCGUGCACCAAGGCGGCUCCUGACAACGCGUGCCAGACCCUGGGAACCGCCGGGUGUGCCACGUGCGACUCGGGUAGCGGCGGGGAAACCUGUCUUACAUGCAAGAAGGACGCGCAAUACGUCGCGGCCAACAAGAAGAGCUGCAAGGAUGCCUGCGACACGAGCGGAGGAGAGGUAAUAGACCAGGCUGCCAGCCCGGCGAAGGUCUGCAAGUGUGACGGAGACAAUGGCUACACGCUCCAGGGCGACGCGUGCACCAAGGCGGCUCCUGACAACGCGUGCCAGACCCUGGGAACCGCCGGGUGUGCCACGUGCGACUCGGGUAGCGGCGGGGAAACCUGUCUUACAUGCAAGAAGGACGCGCAAUACGUCGCGGCCAACAAGAAGAGCUGCAAGGAUGCCUGCGACACGAGCGGAGGAGAGGUAAUAGACCAGGCUGCCAGCCCGGCGAAGGUCUGCAAGUGUGACGGAGACAAUGGCUACACGCUCCAGGGCGACGCGUGCACCAAGGCGGCUCCUGACAACGCGUGCCAGACCCUGGGAACCGCCGGGUGUGCCACGUGCGACUCGGGUAGCGGCGGGGAAACCUGUCUUACAUGCAAGAAGGACGCGCAAUACGUCGCGGCCAACAAGAAGAGCUGCAAGGAUGCCUGCGACACGAGCGGAGGAGAGGUAAUAGACCAGGCUGCCAGCCCGGCGAAGGUCUGCAAGUGUGACGGAGACAAUGGCUACACGCUCCAGGGCGACGCGUGCACCAAGGCGGCUCCUGACAACGCGUGCCAGACCCUGGGAACCGCCGGGUGUGCCACGUGCGACUCGGGUAGCGGCGGGGAAACCUGUCUUACAUGCAAGAAGGACGCGCAAUACGUCGCGGCCAACAAGAAGAGCUGCAAGGAUGCCUGCGACACGAGCGGAGGAGAGGUAAUAGACCAGGCUGCCAGCCCGGCGAAGGUCUGCAAGUGUGACGGAGACAAUGGCUACACGCUCCAGGGCGACGCGUGCACCAAGGCGGCUCCUGACAACGCGUGCCAGACCCUGGGAACCGCCGGGUGUGCCACGUGCGACUCGGGUAGCGGCGGGGAAACCUGUCUUACAUGCAAGAAGGACGCGCAAUACGUCGCGGCCAACAAGAAGAGCUGCAAGGAUGCCUGCGACACGAGCGGAGGAGAGGUAAUAGACCAGGCUGCCAGCCCGGCGAAGGUCUGCAAGUGUGACGGAGACAAUGGCUACACGCUCCAGGGCGACGCGUGCACCAAGGCGGCUCCUGACAACGCGUGCCAGACCCUGGGAACCGCCGGGUGUGCCACGUGCGACUCGGGUAGCGGCGGGGAAACCUGUCUUACAUGCAAGAAGGACGCGCAAUACGUCGCGGCCAACAAGAAGAGCUGCAAGGAUGCCUGCGACACGAGCGGAGGAGAGGUAAUAGACCAGGCUGCCAGCCCGGCGAAGGUCUGCAAGUGUGACGGAGACAAUGGCUACACGCUCCAGGGCGACGCGUGCACCAAGGCGGCUCCUGACAACGCGUGCCAGACAGAGAACUGCCAGGAAUGCACUAGCAAAGGCACGGCCAACGAGGUCUGUACAAAGUGUACUUCUACUCAUUACUUGACACCAACAAACCAGUGCGUACCUGACUGCGCAGCCAUCAGCGGAUACUACGGAGAUACUGACAAGAAGUGUAAGCCAUGCAGCCUUGAGUGUGCUGAGUGCGUUGGGCCGGCCAACAAUCAGUGCAGUGCCUGUCCUGCUGGCAAGAAACUGACAUAUACAGAUGACAGCCAUCCUAAUAACGGAGGCGCCUGCGGGGAUGCGUGCAAAGUGUCUGCAGAUGGCACUGGCUGUGAGACAUGUGGGGCCCAAAUAGGAGGAACUGCAUACUGCUCAAAGUGCAAGACCUCUACUCAGGCCCCCUUGAACGGCAACUGUGCGGCCAAUUCACGAGCAGCCUUCUGUGCAACAAUCACAAAUGGGGCCUGUACACAAUGCAAUGAGGGUUACUUCCUCAAGGACGGCGGCUGCUAUCAGACAGAUAGACAGCCUGGUAAGCAGGUGUGUAGUAGUGCACAGGGAGGAACAUGUCAGACGUGUGCCAACGGACUGCAGGCACAAGGUGGGGCCUGUGGGGAGUGCCAUUCUACUUGUGCUACGUGCUCGACUGCAGGUGCGGCUGAUAAGUGUAAGACCUGUGCCACUGGGUAUUACAAGACAAGCGAUAGUGAUGGCCCGUGCAUGAAGUGCUCAGAGAAGAUCUCCGGAUGCAAGCAAUGUGUGUCGUCAUCUGGCAGCUCAGUCAUAUGUUUAGAAUCAGAAGUAGGCACUGGUGGAAGCGUCAACAAGAGUGGCCUCUCCACGGGGGCCAUAGCCGGUAUCGCUGUUGCUGUGAUUGUUGUUGUAGGUGGUCUUGUUGGUUUCUUGUGUUGGUGGUUCCUGUGCAGAGGAAAGGCGUAG
Giardia duodenalis is the source of this 4044-nucleotide messenger RNA. RefSeq names its product VSP. Bases 1 to 4044 code for a protein of 1347 amino acids. The record is from RefSeq and is a predicted model, not a curated record. NCBI's taxonomy places the organism in Eukaryota, Fornicata, Diplomonadida, Hexamitidae. The transcript has a single exon.